CGGGUGCUGCUCUGGCAGUUGAGCACGUAGUCCAGUCCCACCGCAUGGUGGACGGAUGUUUCUCCCGAUCGGGCAGCGAGGAAAGAUGCUGUAAACCGUGCGAACUGGUCGUCGUCGUCGUCGUCGCCACGUCGGAGAGGAAGGAACGGAGAAGCGUCUCUCAGAAGUGACACUUAGCAGCCAUUUGGAGACUAUCACCCGAUAUUUGGUAAUUUAGGCUGUGUUUCGAGAAUUUUUACGCAAUCCAAUAUGAAGUCUAAUGCUGCUUUUAAUGAACAAUUUGGCGAGUUUGUUCGUGUAUUCUCUCAAUGGAAUGAAUGCGAGCAAACUGUCGUUCUUUAUGCACUGAUGCGUCGCAUACCCCAUGUUCAGGCAAAGUUUCUUAUACAAGCAAUACAACACUUGCUGCUCUCUGUCACUGAAUUGGAUACAAAGGAAACAAAUGCCAAUAAUCCAAGUUACAUCUCCGCAUUGAUGUCAGAGUCAACAGAAAUUGCAGUUAAACAACUUUUGAUGCAUUUACCCUUAUUAAAGCCUGGGAAUACAGAGUGCAAACGAUUCUACUUAUUGGCAAUACCAGAUUUAGUGAGUCAUUGUGUAAGCACGGGACAAUUUAUAGAUCAAACACAGCAGCUCUUGAGCUACAUUCUGAUACAUCCAGCUAUAACUGGUCCCGAUAGACGUUCUUUAACACAGUGGCUCAAACAUUUGGAAGAACGUAUUAGUAAUCCACCAUCUGUUACCGGUCUCGAAGAUUAUCCAAAUACUCCAAUCAAAUGGGAGAGUCUGUGGCAAAGGAAUUCCAAGCAGCAGAGCUCUGAUCAGAGCACUCUAUUUAUUACGCAAACGGCUCCCCCGUUUUUACAGUUUCAUCACCCCCGUCAACGUCGUUCGAAUAGCUUGACGCCACCGGUGCCGCCACCACAACAAUUUGAAAUCUUCGAGCGUUCUAAUAACGCGAACAAUUCAUCUAAGCAUAAGCCGCGUAGCUUUAGCGUCUCUGGAGAUCACACCGGCAAUAUUAUCGGUUUGAGUCCACUGAGCCCACAGGAUUCCUGUGCGAGUAGCGGUAGCGAGGGUCGUUUGGAUGACGCUUCCAAUCGUUCGAUUGAUAGUGGUAUGAGAGAUAUACAAUCAUGGCUUAAAUCAUUACGCCUCCAUAAGUACAGUUACUUGUUUAUUAACAUGAGUUACGAGGAGAUGUUGCAAUUGACGGAGGAUCAAUUGGCAGAGCAAGGAGUUACAAAGGGGGCUAGGCACAAGAUGGCUGUCUCUAUCGGUAAAUUACAGCAACGGUACAGCACUCUCUUGAAUCUGGAAACGAGUCUGAUGUCACCUAAUACUCGCGAUGGCAUGCAAACUACUUCGUUCUCACAAGGUCCAUCUGUACUCAUGAAUGUGAUUGACGAGCUCAAAGGAAUCUUGACCACCCCUAUGAAGCCGAGUCAAGAGAACGAUCCGCAAGAUAUCCCUACACAGUUUAUGAAAGUGCUUGGAAAAUUGUGUAGUAGAUUGCCUCUGGAGAGCGUAGAAGACAGUAUUUUGUGCGCGUGCAUAAACAUCUUGGAAAAAGUAUCGCAACACGACUGUUUUACUACAUAUCAAAAAGAGAAAGUGCAACAAUGGCGCAGUAGACUCGGCAAUCCGCGACCAACUCCAAAGUGGCAACACAAUUACGGUUACAAUAACAGGCGGUAUGGCAAUUCACAACAGCACAACAGGAAACCGAGUUUAAAUUUGAAUCACAUUCACUCCAGCCAUUCGCACAACAACCAUUUUAUAAUGACUCAGCAUAGAAAUAGUAUAUCUUCGCCGUACUUGCAAAAUAAUCAGAAUCAGAAUAUGAACAUCUUGAAUACGAACAACUUGCGUACGGUACAUACGAUCGAGAAAAGACCGAGCCUACAAGAGCCUACCAGCAGUUUGCAGCAAUUACAAAAAACGUUGCAGCGUGCAUACAGCGCGCCGCGGGACCGUUUCAUGGGACAGUCCACCAACGGAACGAAUGAAACGACAGAGCCGGAAAUCGAUUUUCGUCUGGAAUCUCUGUGCUUAAGGAUGACCGAGCAAGCACUCGACGGAUCCAGCGAGGCCUAAACUUCUAUAUGCGCGUUCUUCUUUAAGGAUUUAAUGUAAGUCAUAUUUAGCGUAAGUCAAGUCACUUUUUCGGGUUUUUGACUCCGAAAAUUUAUUUCGAAAGAAAUUCUGUUUGCCAAAACACAUGAGCGGGCGAGACGAUAUUCGUGAGUCAUUGUUUUAAAAUGAUACUUUAAUGGGGGAUUACAUUUUUUUUUGUGUGCAAACACCUGCGUGUAUACACACUUACGCUUUUAAUAUAGCCCUACCAAAUGAAAAAAAAAUGUCCGACAUGUGCGACAUUUUUGUGAGAGAGAAGUAAAGAUAAGUCAUUCUUCGAGAAUCGAAUGACACUUUUACACAUACACAUUACAAGAAAACGUUGCAGCGUGCAUACAUCGCGCUGCCAUUACACAUUACACAUACAUACUCAUGUAAACCGUAUUUUUUAUCAUAUUUGAUGCAAUUGUACUAUUUAAUUGACAGAAUUUGGCAAGCCAAAUGCUAUUAGAAAGAUAGAGUCUUUCCUCGACUAUUUGCUUCAUCCAUAUAUAUAAAUAUAUAAGAAGAAAUAUAUAUUGUAUAUAUAUACACGUAUGAUAAUACAUAAAAUAAUAUUGCAAAACAUCACGUGCUAAUGUAAUGUCAUUUUUACAUUUUCUUUUCUUUUCGCAUUUUAUAUGAUUUAAAACAUAGAAAGAGACACAGAGGAGAGUGGAAAAAUGACAUUACAUCAGCAUGCAAUGUUUUACAAUAUUAUUUUUCAUGUUAUCCAUUUUGAAAAAUGGAAUCUGAUUUUAAGCGCCAGAGAAUUUUGUAGAGCGUGAUACGAUUUAUUUUAAUAAUUAGACUGAUUUUAAUUUUAA
Molecule: messenger RNA, 2942 nt
Organism: Nylanderia fulva
Lineage: Eukaryota; Metazoa; Arthropoda; Insecta; Hymenoptera; Formicidae
Gene: smg
Product: sterile alpha motif domain containing protein 4 smaug
Biological process (GO): regulation of DNA-templated transcription; nuclear-transcribed mRNA poly(A) tail shortening; negative regulation of translation
Cellular component (GO): P-body
Molecular function (GO): mRNA binding; translation repressor activity; protein binding
Source: RefSeq, a predicted model, not a curated record